ACUACAAUUAUGUCUUAAACUAAUUUAUAUUAAAUAUUUGAAAAUCAAAUAACAGAAGAAAUAUUUAUUAAAGGAUUGUUUGAAUGAAAGUGUCAAUUAUGAAGAGCACAGACACCCAUCACUACAUACCUGUCCUCUUAGUGACACUCAUAUUGUCCGUAACUAAUGUUGGGUGCAACCUAUGGUGCUAUUCCUGUGUGUCAAGUGAGCCAGGUUGUACUGUGGAUGCCGUCAACUGGUGGAUACAUUCAGCCAUCACUUGUCCCCGAAGUGAUGAUAAAUGCGUGAAAAUAAUCGACAAAAAAGGAUCUGAUCUGAUGAUAACCCGGGACUGCCUGUCAAACAUAAUCUCCUUCCGACGUGACAUUCCUGCCGACCGUUUCGAGGGCUGUCGUCCGGCCGCCACUCAACCAAAACUCGCCGUUUAUGUGGAGAAUAGUGUCAACGAAUUGGAUCUCAAGAAGGAUUUCUUCUCAGAAACCACUUAUUGUUUCUGUGAAUUCGAUGAGUGGUGUAAUCACUCGAUGAAAAUGCAAUCAAAUUAUGUAAUUGUCAUCACAAUCGCCUUAUUCUGUGCUUUUAUAUCGACUAAACUCUUAACUUAA
Molecule: messenger RNA, 605 nt
Organism: Oppiella nova
Lineage: Eukaryota; Metazoa; Arthropoda; Arachnida; Sarcoptiformes; Oppiidae
Source: the annotation of a GenBank genome assembly